Messenger RNA from Jaminaea rosea, 1780 nucleotides. RefSeq names its product putative DLD2-D-lactate dehydrogenase. The transcript is spliced from 3 exons. Bases 46 to 1731 code for a protein of 561 amino acids. Gene Ontology annotation, cellular component: mitochondrion. Gene Ontology annotation, molecular function: FAD binding; catalytic activity. Lineage: Eukaryota; Fungi; Basidiomycota; Exobasidiomycetes; Microstromatales. The record is from RefSeq and is a predicted model, not a curated record.
CUAGACUGACUUCUUGAUUUUACCCUACAUCACCUCUACAUCGUCAUGUCACUCCUUCCCGCUGCAAAAAUCGGCGGUCGAAGAGUCGUGCUCCCUUCUCGAGCCGCCUUGACUUCGAGUUCACGGCUCUUCACCACUAGCACGGCCACUCCAGCUCCUCGCGUUUCGCCUCGCACCAAUGUCUUCCCUUCCAAAGUAUUAGCCAAUCCAUCUGCGCCACGCCGUGCCCUCGCUACCCAUGCCUCACCGCACACAUAUGCAAAGUUGACCGGCGAGGACAUCACCGCCUUUGCCUCCUUCCUCUCUUCCCCCUCGUCAUCCCUCCUCACCACGAUUCAACCUUCCGACUCGUCCUGUGGCGUCAAGCCUGUAGGCCAAGACGAGCUCGACGGUUACAAUGCCGACUGGAUGAACAAGUACAAGGGGCGCUCGCAGCUGGUCGUAAAGCCCAAGAGUACGCAGGAGGUGGCAGAUGUGGUCAAGUACUGCUACGAGAAGAGGAUCGCAGUCGUACCGCAAGGCGGGAACACUGGACUCGUGGGUGGGAGCGUGCCGGUGGAGGAUGAGGUCAUCAUCUCGACGGCUCUCCUGAACAAGGUCCGUUCCUUCGAUGAGGUCUCUGGCACCCUUGUAUGCGACGCCGGGUGCAUCCUCGAGUCCCUUGACCGAGAGAUUGGCGCAAAGGGAUACAUGAUGCCCCUCGAUCUGGGCGCAAAGGGGUCUUGCCACAUCGGAGGCAAUGUAGCCACCAAUGCAGGAGGGCUUCGCUUCCUGAGAUAUGGCUCUUUGCAUGGCAACGUUCUCGGCCUCGAAGUCGUGUUGCCCAAUGGCGAAGUGCUCGACGGACUCAGCACCCUCCGCAAGGACAAUACGGGCUUCGAUCUCAAGCAGCUCUUCAUCGGCUCGGAAGGCAGCAUCGGACUCAUCACUGGCGUCUCCAUCGUAACACCUCGACGCCCCUCUGCACAGAAUGUAGCAGUCUUCGCCGUCGACUCCUUCGAUGCCGUGCAGCAAGUCUUUGGUCGCGUCAAGUCGCACUGCGGUGAGAUCCUGUCCGCUUUUGAAUUCAUGGACCAAGACGCCUUCAACCUCGUCGUGCAUCACGGCAUCAAGAACCCCUUUGAGGCCAAGCACCCCUUCUACGUGCUCAUUGAAACCAGCGGCAGCAAUAAGGAUCACGAUGACGAGAAGCUUUCUGGUCUUCUCGAGGAGCUGAUGGAGAGCUCAAUGAUCACAGACGGUGUCAUGGCGCAGGAUGAAAGCCAAGCUGGCUCUCUCUGGUCAUUGAGGGAGAGUAUCGCAGAGGCAGCGGGCAAAAAGGGAGCCGUGUACAAGUACGACCUCUCCAUGCCCAUUCCCAAGAUGAACGAGCUGGUUGAGCACCUCCGACAACGCUUCAACGACGCAGGCGUAUUGGGUCAGGACAAGCAAAUCAAGGACGUGGUAGGCUACGGCCACAUUGGGGACGGGAAUCUCCACAUCAACAUUGUAGCCGAGGCCUACGCACCUGAGAUCGAGGCCUUGAUCGAGCCGUAUGUCUACGAGUGGACGAGUGGGGUGCAAGGAUCUAUCAGUGCUGAGCAUGGGCUCGGUUAUAUGAAGGCUGAGAAGAUUGGGUAUACCAAGGGGCAGAAGAGCGUCGAGUGGAUGCAGAGGAUAAAGGGCUUGUUCGACGAGAGGGGCAUCUUCAAUCCAAACAAGUACCUUCCGUCACAACCGGCAUCGAAGUAGGUCGACCGGGCAGUUUAGGACGGUCGAAAGGUGGUGGACAGGAGGGGGU